This is a messenger RNA of Staurois parvus, 303 nucleotides long. The record is from the annotation of a GenBank genome assembly. NCBI's taxonomy places the organism in Eukaryota, Metazoa, Chordata, Amphibia, Anura, Ranidae.
UCAGCUGUGUCCAAUCACAGCUGAUCACUGAUGAUCAGUGUGCCCUGAUGAUCAAUGUAGCCCCAACAGUCCCACCUGUCAGUGUCCAUCAGUGCCUUGUGUCAGUGCUCAUCAGUGCCUCGUGCCAGUGCGCAUCAGUGCCACAUCAAUGCCACAUAUCAGUGCCUACCAGUGCACAUCAAUGCCACAUAUCAGUGCCCAUCUGAGCUGCCUUUCAGUGUCACCCAUUAGUGCCAAUCAGUGCCACCUAUCAGUGCUGCCAAUCAGUGCUACCUAUCAGUGCCAGUCGGUGCCGCCUAUCAG